UGCCUCAACAUGUGUGGCGGAUAAAUUUGGAUACUCCGGAGGAAGCUCAUCAAAACCUCUCUUUCGGCGCUGCGGAUCGCUGGUGGGAGCAAACGGAUCUGACCAAGCUGAUACUGGCCUCGAACAAACUGCAGGCUCUGUCAGAGGAUGUCACACUCCUGCCUGCGCUCACUGUCCUGGAUGUGCAUGACAAUCAACUGACAUAUCUUCCUUCUGCUUUAGGACAAUUAGAAAAUCUUCAGAAACUUGAUGUGAGCCACAACAAACUGCGAAGUAUCCCAGAAGAGCUGAUACAGUUAACACAUUUGAAGAGCCUGCUCCUUCAUCACAACGAGCUGAGUCACUUGCCGAAUGGAUUUGGACAGCUUGUCAACUUAGAAGAAUUAGAUCUGUCCAACAACCGGCUCACAGACAUCCCAACGAGUUUUGCCUUGCUCGUUAACUUAGUGCGACUCAAUUUGGCUUCUAAUCAGCUCAAGGACCUGCCUGCAGAGAUCAGUGCCAUGAAAAGCUUAAGACAGCUGGAUUGUAAUAAAAACUACCUGGAAACGGUACCUUCUAAAUUAGCAACCAUGGCAUCUUUGGAGCAACUUUAUCUGAGAAAAAAUAAAUUGCAUUCCUUACCAGAAUUUCCCUCGUGCAAAUUACUGAAGGAAUUGCACGCUGGUGAAAAUCAGAUCGAAAUACUAAAUGCUGAGAAUCUGAAGCAUCUGAAUUCCCUCUCUGUGUUGGAACUUAGAGACAACAAGAUCAAAUCGGUUCCGGAUGAAAUUGCCCUGCUUCAGAAGCUGGAGCGACUCGACCUCGCCAACAAUGAUAUCAGUAGGUUGCCUUACACAUUGGGGAACCUUCCACAGCUGAAGUUCCUGGCAUUGGAGGGAAAUCCUUUGAGGACCAUUCGAAGAGACCUUCUGCAAAAAGGCACCCAGGAACUUCUGAAAUACCUGAGAAGCAGAAUCCAAGAUGAAGUACGGAACCCGAACGAAGAGCCUCCCGUGACAGCCAUGACCCUUCCAAGCGAAUCAAGGAUUAACAUGCACGCCAUAACUUCCCUGAAAUUACUGGAAUACAGUGAGAAGCAGGCGGCUGCGAUUCCUGACGAGAUGUUUGAUGCUGUCAGGAGCCAUCCUGUCGCCACUGUCAACUUCAGCAAAAACCAGCUGAGCGCAGUUCCCCCGAGGAUUGUGGAGCUAAAAGACGCGGUUUGUGAUGUCAGCCUUGCCUUCAAUAAAAUCUCGUCCAUCUCCUUGGAGCUCUGCAUGCUCCAUAAAUUGACACAUUUGGAUAUCAGAAAUAAUUUUUUGACGUCUCUGCCUGAGGAAAUGGAGGCACUGAAAAGACUGCAGAUAAUAAAUCUGUCUUUUAAUAGAUUUAAAGCAUUUCCCAGCGUCCUUUAUCGCAUCCUCACGCUGGAGACCAUCCUGCUCGGCAACAACCAGGUGGGGACCAUCGACCCUCUGCACCUGAGGAGGAUGGACAAACUCGGAACGCUGGACCUGCAGAACAACGACCUCCUCCAUGUGCCACCGGAACUCGGCAACUGUGAAACUCUGAG
Molecule: messenger RNA, 1555 nt
Organism: Apaloderma vittatum (bar-tailed trogon)
Lineage: Eukaryota; Metazoa; Chordata; Aves; Trogoniformes; Trogonidae
Gene: LRRC40
Product: leucine rich repeat containing 40
Exons: 13
Molecular function (GO): protein binding
Source: RefSeq, a predicted model, not a curated record